This is a messenger RNA of Coccomyxa subellipsoidea C-169, 636 nucleotides long. RefSeq lists its product as hypothetical. NCBI's taxonomy places the organism in Eukaryota, Viridiplantae, Chlorophyta, Trebouxiophyceae, Coccomyxaceae. The transcript has a single exon. The record is from RefSeq and is a predicted model, not a curated record. The coding region runs from base 332 to 574 and encodes 80 amino acids.
GAAACUAGAUGUUUUUAAUCUUAGGUGUAAACUACCAUGUGUUAUGAGUUGCCUCUCGGAAGGCAAGUGCAAGCACCACAGAUUCCAAGAACCCGACAAGCCUGUAACUGAGCAUAUGAAAAAGUGAAAGAUGAUGCGUUAAAGCAAACUCAAUCAUCCAUGCGCCACCGAGUGCCAGUACCAAUGAAUUGCAACGCUACAGAGGUCUUCAGUAAUGUAAUGCAGAGCCCUCAUUGGCCCUGCAUUAAUAUCCGGAUAUUGAAAAUGUGAGACUGGAGACAAGAAAGUGGAGAAGAGACAGUCACCUGUCACCAUCGUCAACAGUAAAGUGAUGGCAGGCUGGGUGCACAAAAAUACAGUGUUCCCAAUGCUAGGCCUCUGCUUUGCCUGCAUACGCUUCCCUAUGCCAUGCAUGGUUUGCUGCCUCCCGAGUGCUGCAGAUCCCUUAGGGAUCGCAUCAGCACUCAGUGCUUGUAGCGUUCCCCGGUGCCCGGACGUGGCAGUGCACACUGUCCCAUUACUCUGCUCACCCUUCCCUGGGAACUCCCGAGGCCUGAACGGCAUCCUUUCAUAAUGAGGUCUCAGUGCUCUCAGACGUCAUUGUGUGUCGCUGUCUUCUUCAAAACACUUCUGCGC